AUGUUGUUUAAUUUUCAUCAACUGUGGAAGCCAGUUUUGGUUAUGAUUAUAGUGAACAUAGCUUUAUCCAUUGUCAAUGUAUUUUUGAAGAAAGUUUUAAUGGAAGGAAUGGAUCAUUUAACUAUUUUAACAUAUCGACAAGCAAUUGCAUCCAUUUUCUUAGCACCUAUUGCUUGCAUCUUUGAAAGGGAAAGCAAGAUUGAUGGCCAUAUAAUAUGUCUCCUUUUCUUUAGUGCUCUUGUAGGAGUAACACUCACACAAUGUCUCUAUCUUGUGGGACUUGAAUAUACAUCAGCAACUUUCUCAUGUGCAUUUCUCAAUACAGUGCCUGUAUUCACAUUCAUUAUGGCUCUCCCUUUGGGGAUGGAGAAAGUGAGCAUGAAAAGCAAGAGUGGCAAAGCUAAAGUGUUAGGAACUUUUGUGUGUAUUGGUGGAGCUUUGAUAUUGAUCCUUUACAAAGGAAUGCCCUUAAUCAACCCACAAUCUCAUCCCAUAUCUCACAAACUCACAACACCAACAUCAGCCUCAAAUUUAAAGAAAUCGAUUAUAGGUUCAAUAUUUCUGACUGCAAGCUGCAUCUUCUUUUCCUCAUGGUUUCUUAUACAAGAAAAGGUUGGUAAAAAGUAUCCAUAUCAAUACUCUAGCACAGCCAUUUUGUCAUUCUUUGCUACCAUUCAAUCCGCAAUAUUAAACUUGAUCAUCCAUCGAAACAACGCCAAAUGGAUUCUCAAAGGAAAGCUACAGAUAAUGACUGUUAUAUAUUCCGGGUUGGUGGGAUCUGGCUUAUGCUAUGCGGCAAUGGCAUGGUGUGUCAAACAAAAGGGUCCGGUAUUCACUGCAGCAUUUACACCACUUUUACAGAUGUUGGUGGCUGUGCUUGAUCUUUGUAUAUUACAAGAGGAAAUUUAUCUAGGAAGUGUUGUAGGAUCAGUGUUGGUUAUUUCUGGCAUGUAUAUGCUCCUAUGGGGUAAAAGUAAAGAGAGAGAACAGUCUGGCUUGAAGGACGUUCAAGAAAGUCAAAAGGAUGAAGAAUGUCACUAA
This is a messenger RNA of Lathyrus sativus (Indian pea), 1041 nucleotides long. Lineage: Eukaryota; Viridiplantae; Streptophyta; Magnoliopsida; Fabales; Fabaceae. The record is from the annotation of a GenBank genome assembly.